This is a messenger RNA of Culicoides brevitarsis, 2748 nucleotides long. Its product is annotated as fibulin-1. The coding region runs from base 1 to 2661 and encodes 886 amino acids. Lineage: Eukaryota; Metazoa; Arthropoda; Insecta; Diptera; Ceratopogonidae. The record is from RefSeq and is a predicted model, not a curated record. Gene Ontology annotation, molecular function: calcium ion binding. The transcript has 24 exons.
AUGAACAUUGCAAUAGAUCAAGUUGUUUCAUUAUGCUGUAACGAAGGAGAACGGUGGGGCGUUGAGCAGAAACAUUGUUCCUCAUUCGACAACCGUGUAGAUGUGGCCGAUGAGCUACAAGGACUUUGUCUGUCUACUGUUGAAAUUUGUUGUUCAAAGCAACAUCAAAUAUUCCAGUGUGCUGCCGGCCAAAUUGCAGCCAAAAAUGGACUUAGUUGUUUGAGCCAGAAUUCUUCUACCACAGGAAGUGAUUUCUUCAAGAAUUGUUGUGAGUCAUGCAAAGUUGGAUUAUUGGUAGCCUCAAACAGCAACAGAUGCUCCUUGGAUCCAUUCCAUUUUGGAGCGCCUUGGGACGAAGCUUAUUACAACUGCUGCAAUGAAAUUAUUCCAGAUGACGAAUUUAUUCUUACAGAGGAAGACGAAAAAAACCUUUGUCAGAAAUUCGAUAAGCUCUGUACGCAAAUUUGUGAGAAUACGGACCACUCGUACGUGUGCUCUUGCUACGACGGAUAUGUUUUAUUAGAAGAUAAGAGAACGUGUGUUCCUGCUGGAGAUAGCACCGAAGAUAAUGACGUUAAUUAUAAUGGGUCUGAUUGUCGCAAAGGUUACAUGAGAGACCCGAAAUCUAAAAUAUGCGUGGAUAUUGAUGAAUGUGCUACAAGUGACAACGAUUGCAACCCAGAGGAGCAAGUCUGCUUUAAUAUAGACGGAUCAUACAAAUGUCUUAAUGUCUUGGAAGCCAAUAUUAAUGAAUGCGAGCUGGAGGAUGCUUGUGAUCCAGGAUUCAUAUGUCAAAACGUUGUGGGAUCAUUUGAAUGCAUUAAGCGAGGACAACCAACCUCGAGACCAUACAUCAGUGGUCAUCUUGCAAGCCACUCGCAAAAACCAUGUGCUCUAGGUUUUCGUCGUCAUAAAGAUAAAUGCAUUGACAUUGACGAAUGUGAAUCGAAUCCAUGUGAUCUCUAUCAGACGUGCCAUAAUGAAAUUGGGGGCUUCCGUUGUGUAUGCAAAGUUGGAUUUAUGUUAGACCCGAAGACGAAAGCCUGUGUGGACAUAAACGAAUGCCAGAUAAACAAUCAUGAGUGCUUGGAGUCGCAAAGAUGCGAUAAUACAAUAGGAAGUUAUACUUGCAUUCGAUUGCAGUCAUGCGGAACUGGAUACACAUUGAAUGCAGAAACGGGUCAAUGCGAUGAUGAUGACGAAUGUGCUCUUGGGCGUCACAAUUGCCAAUUACCAUACGAGUGUCGCAAUACAAAAGGGUCAUUCAGAUGUGUUUAUCCUCGAACAACUACGACGACGACGACAACUACCACUACAACCACCACUCGUAGGCCACCAACUGUUUCUACGAAUUCCCGGAAUACAUUUACAUCUUCUAGAAGUGCCAACAACUAUUGGCCUCCUCCAACAACACAAAGAUCCAUCUUUGGCUUGUGUGAUGUUGGCUUUGAACGAAAUGCUGCUGGUGCUUGUGUUGACAUCAAUGAGUGUGAGUUACGUAAAGGAAUUUGUCAACGCAAUUAUCGGUGUAUCAAUACGAAUGGUUCAUACCGGUGCACGCCAUUGAUUAAUUGCCCUGGUGGUUUCAUGGCUAAUCAAGAUGCUACUCAAUGUAUAGAUAUUGACGAAUGCGCUACAGGAGAAGCAAACUGUGGACCAAAUCAAAUUUGCAAAAACAAACCCGGUGGUUAUUUGUGCAGUUGCCCUCCAGGACACGCUUUAAACAAAGAUCAACGUUGUGAAGACGUCAAUGAGUGUGAAAGUUACAAGGAUACGGUUUGUCCAUCAAAUGCUGUCUGUAUAAAUACGAUUGGAUCGUUCUUGUGUGACUGUAAACUCGGAUUUAGAAAGAAACAUGCAGAUGAUAAGGUUUGUGAAGAUAUUGAUGAAUGUCGAGAGAUUCCUGGAUUGUGUCAUCAAAGAUGUAUUAAUUAUUGGGGAUCAUAUCGUUGUGGAUGCGAACCUGGUUUUAAAUUAAAUGAAAAUAAUCGCACAUGUGACGACAUCAAUGAAUGCGAGGUUCACAAAAGUUACGGUUUGUGUAUGGGACUUUGUCAAAAUACUCCAGGCUCAUAUAGUUGUGCUUGUCCUCCCGGAUUUAAUCUCGGUUCCGAUGGAAGAGUUUGUGAAGAUAUAGACGAAUGCGCAACACACAACAUUUGUAAUCAACGAAAUGAAGUAUGCACAAAUCUACGAGGAAGUUACAGAUGCACGAGAAUCGACUGUCCAUAUGGCUAUUCAAUCGAUGCCGAACGUAAAAAUAGAUGCAAGAGAAAUGAUAUUCGAUGCGAUUACGGUGAUACAGAUUGUUUCCGCAAGCCAUCUUCCAUCUCCUACAACUUUAUUACGUUGACAUCAAAUAUAUCGGUUCCGCCAAAAGGAAGGGGGUUAUUUAAUUUGCGUGGACCAAAUUGGUAUGAAAAUAUUGAUUUUGAUUUGAAAGUAGUUCGGGUGGAUGCACCACCACACGUUACCAAAGCUACGGAAGAAUACUUCAGCAUGAACAAGAUGCAAAAUGAGGUUUUCCUAAAUUUGGUGAAAUCGAUUCAAGGACCGCAAGACAUUGAACUUGAACUUAAUAUGACAGUUUUCCAGAACGGAGUUGCCAGUGGAUCAAAUUUAGCUAAAAUUAUCAUUAUGACAUCGGAAUAUACUUUCUGAUUAAAUGAUUUUUGAAAUUUUAUGAGUAAACUAAAUUUAGUUUGUAGAGAAUAUUUUGAUACAUUUGACUUAUCGAAAUAAAAAAUA